This is a messenger RNA of Anguilla anguilla (European eel), 968 nucleotides long. It is a transcript of the gene rbm8a, whose product is annotated as RNA binding motif protein 8A. Gene Ontology annotation, cellular component: cytoplasm; exon-exon junction complex; nucleus. The coding region runs from base 74 to 598 and encodes 174 amino acids. Lineage: Eukaryota; Metazoa; Chordata; Actinopteri; Anguilliformes; Anguillidae. The transcript has 6 exons. Gene Ontology annotation, biological process: RNA splicing. Gene Ontology annotation, molecular function: mRNA binding. The record is from RefSeq and is a predicted model, not a curated record.
UAUCCCAGAAGUCAAUGCACACACUCUCGAACUGGCUUGUGUGCCAAGACCAUAGACGGCCAAAACUGUCAAUAUGGCGGACGUGCUGGAUCUGCAUGAAGCGGGAGGCGAGGAUUUUCCUAUGGAUGAGGAUGGUGAUGAGAGCAUCCAUAAGUUAAAAGAAAAAGCCAAAAAAAGGAAGGGACGAGGUUUUGGAUCAGACGAAGGAGCAAGGUCUAGAGCUAGAGAGGAUUAUGACACGGUGGAACAGGAUGGUGAUGAGCCAGGCCCACAGAGAUCGGUGGAGGGCUGGAUUCUGUUUGUUACUGGGGUACAGGAAGAGGCCACUGAGGAGGACAUCCAUGACAAGUUUGCAGAGUUUGGGGAGAUCAAAAAUCUACACCUAAACCUGGACCGGAGGACAGGCUAUCUGAAGGGAUAUGCUCUUGUGGAGUAUGAGACGUAUAAAGAGGCCCAGGCUGCCAUGGAAGGACUGAAUGGCCAGGACCUCAUGGGCCAACCAAUCAGUGUGGACUGGGGCUUUGUAAGAGGACCACCCAAAAGCAAAAGAAGGGGUGGGCGGAGACGCAGUAGAAGCCCUGACAGGAGGCGGCGCUGAUUCACUCCAUCUUCAAUUUCACUGGAUACAGCCAGGCUGCUGACCUUUCCACCAGCCAAUGGGAGACUGGCAAAGGGAGUUUUAUUUAUAUAUACUAUAUUAUGGUGACCCCUCUGAAAGAGAUCAUUUUAUUAGAUUUGUUGUUUUUAUUUGCCUUGCUGAUCUCAACACUGGCAGUUUAGGGUGAAUUUUCAGGUUUACAAAGUUUCUAAGGCAGAUAAGCUAGCCAAUUUGUUAUUAAUAAAAAAAUGGUUUUCAUCAUUCUGUAUUUUAAUGCUCUGAAGAACUCAUGGUCAUGGUCUUUCUGAUGGUUUAGUAGUACCACCAGUCCUUUUUAAACUGUUUUAAAAAAUAAAUUGUUUAUAUUGGA